AUGCCACGCCAACGACGCGGCGACUCGACCGCCUCAAGCACCACCACAUCUGCCAGAGACAUCCCCACACCUGCUACCUCCAAUCAUGUCUCUUCCGGCCAAGAAAUGGCUUCUAUGUACGACUAUCUCGCCAAAAUCAUCCUGCUUGGACCCUCUGGUUGUGGGAAAUCCUGCCUUCUACACCGCUUUGUCAAGAACGAAUGGCGCGUCCUCUCUUCGCAGACUGUAGGCGUCGAAUUUGCGAGUAAGAUUGUCAAGAUUGGGACUGCGGGUCGCAGAAAGAGAAUAAAGCUGCAGCUGUGGGACACGGCAGGUACGGAGAGGUUUCGGAGUGUUAGUCGAAGUUACUACAGAGGUGCUGCUGGUGCGGUGUUGGUUUACGAUGUCUGUGAUCAGAGGAGCUUUGAUGGUCUGGGAGAAUUCCUGAGCGAUGCGAGGAGCUUGGGAAGUAGAGAGUUGAGUGUUGUUUUGGCUGGGAAUAAGAGGGAUCUCGUUAAGGAGGCAACACAAGGAAUGGCUGAAGAGCAACAGACGGGGAAUAAGAGCCCUUCUCUACAACCUGGGAGUCUACUGGACGACGAACUGAGCUCCAGUGUAGGAGGCGGCAGCCUCCAUCGCCAAAGUAUGAUUGGAAUAUCGCUGGGGAGUCAACAGCGGGCUACGAUUAAUCCUGGUGGGAGAGCAGUGAGCGCACCAGAUGCGAGUAAUUGGGCGAGUCAGAAUCGAAUCACGGCUGCGAUGGAGGUCUCUGCCCUCAGCGGCGAGGGCGUGGACGAGAUUUUCAAUAAGUUGGCGAGGACGAUCUUGACAAAGAUAGAAUUGGGAGAGAUCGAUCCCGACGACCCGAUGAGUGGGAUACAAUACGGCGAUGCUGACUACUAUCGCUACGACGACGGAUCGUCAAUCAAGUCUGGUGGCUUGACGAGCGACGGUUAUGGAGGCAACAUGAGGCGAAGGAGGAAGGGUGGAUGGAGCGAGGUUUUCAAGAUUGGAAGACCCAGUAGCAGUAGUGGAGGUGGAGGUGGAGGAAACUGCUGCUGA
Lecanosticta acicola is the source of this 1041-nucleotide messenger RNA. Lineage: Eukaryota; Fungi; Ascomycota; Dothideomycetes; Mycosphaerellales; Mycosphaerellaceae. The record is from the annotation of a GenBank genome assembly.